UUCAGCUGCCAAGCCCCUCUGUGCCAUGACACACUGCUUCUUCCUCUAAUUGAUCAACACUUCUUUUAGCAAUGGAACCUUUGAUUAAACGCCAGAGUUCUCAAAUUCUUGGUGGCUAUUCGACACACAUCCACAGACCUGUACAGAUGGACAGGGCCUAUGCCCACAGUGUCAGCGGAGGGGCAGGGGGCCAUGGGAUCAAGAUCUCCACGGCCUAUGGCACACGGGUUGGCAGCAGCUUCGGGGGUGGGUAUGACUACCAAUCCGUGUCCUCUGGGUCGAAUUCUGGAACCCUGUCCAUCACGAACGAGAAGGUAACCAUGCAACACCUGAACGACCGCCUGGCUAACUACCUGGAGACGGUGAGGAAUCUGGAGAAGGCCAACAGUGUUCUGGAAAUCAAGAUCAGAGAGACCCUCGAGAAGAGAGGCCCCUCUGAGGGGAAGGACUUCAGCAAGUACAAUGCCAUCAUCUUUGAGCUGAGGGCCAAGAUUCUUGGCAUGAUCAAGGGCAACGCACAUCUUGCUAUCUCUCUUGACAAUGCAAGUCUGGCUUCAGACGACUUCAGAGUCAAGAUGGAAUAUGAAAUGUCCAUGCGUCAGGCGGUGGAGGCUGACGUGGCCAGACUGAAGAAGCUUCUGGAUGACACCAACGUAAUUCGCCUGCACCUGGAAACCGACAUAGAGUCUCUGAAGGAAGAGUUGAUCAGCCUAAGGAAGAACCAUGAGAUGGAUGUUGCUGAGUUGCGUGCCCAGAUCACCCAGGUUGGCGUCCAUGUGGAUGUUGACGCUCCUAAAGGACAGGACCUGGCCAGGGUCAUGGAGGAGAUGAGGGCUAAGUAUGAGAAGAUAGCACUGAAGAACCAGGAGGAGCUCAAAGUAUGGCACGAAUCUCAGAUCACAGAGGUGCAGGUCCAAGUGACUGAGAGCUCAACAGCUCUGAAGGAAACCACGACUAUGAUGUCUGAGCUUAGGAGGAGGUAUCAGGGACUGGACAUUGAAAUGCAGUCUGCACUUAGUCUGAAAGCUUCCCUGGAAGCCACCCUGCGUGACAUCGAAAUGCGUUACAACAUGGAGGUGGAGAAGUACAACACGAUCAUCCUGAGGCUACAGGAGGAGCUCACUAAGAUCCGCACCGACAUCCAACACAGCACAAGAGAGUACGAGCACCUGCUCAAUAUCAAGGUCAAACUGGAGGUCGAGAUCGCUGAGUACAGGAGGCUACUGGACGGCGAGGCACACUUUAUUCUAGAGGAUGCAGUUGAUUCGAGGAUGGUCCAGACCAAAGUGGUGACAGUCACUCAGACUCUGGUGGAUGGCAAAGUGGUGUCAGAGAGCAAGGCUGUCAAAUCCAGUGAAAAGUUGGCUAACAAUUAAAACUGUGGGGAGGCAGGGAAACCCUUGGUAACAAAAAUAAAAUGAACAAUAAAAAGUGUAUCAUUA
Cottoperca gobio is the source of this 1442-nucleotide messenger RNA. Its product is annotated as keratin, type I cytoskeletal 18-like. Gene Ontology annotation, biological process: intermediate filament cytoskeleton organization. Bases 72 to 1376 code for a protein of 434 amino acids. Gene Ontology annotation, cellular component: keratin filament; cytoskeleton. The record is from RefSeq and is a predicted model, not a curated record. The transcript has 7 exons. Gene Ontology annotation, molecular function: structural molecule activity. NCBI's taxonomy places the organism in Eukaryota, Metazoa, Chordata, Actinopteri, Perciformes, Bovichtidae.